Messenger RNA from Amphibalanus amphitrite, 4729 nucleotides. Its product is annotated as polycystic kidney disease protein 1-like 2. Gene Ontology annotation, molecular function: calcium channel activity; protein binding; calcium ion binding. NCBI's taxonomy places the organism in Eukaryota, Metazoa, Arthropoda, Thecostraca, Balanomorpha, Balanidae. Gene Ontology annotation, cellular component: membrane. The record is from RefSeq and is a predicted model, not a curated record. Gene Ontology annotation, biological process: detection of mechanical stimulus.
UGGAGCAUCGUCGUCAAACAGCAAGUGAACGAGUCCGAGAUAGACGUUCCCGAGCAGACCACCAAGGCGUACGACUACCGCAAGCACUCGACGCCCAGCCCGUGGCAGUUCGCCAACCUGAGCAGCUACUCGGUGCGCAUGGCGACGCCGGCCUGCAAGUUCUGGAACGACACCACCCAGCAGUGGGCCACCAACGGCUGCAAGGUGAGCCCGCUCACCAACACCCACUUCGCGCACUGCCUCUGCAACCAUCUGACGGCGUUCGGCAGCGACUUCGCCGUGCCGCCCAACACCAUCGACUUCGCGGCGGCCUACUCGAACCUGGGCGCCAAGCUGCGCGACAACUUCGCCGUGCUGGUGUUCGUGUGCUGCUGCGUGGCCAUCUACCUGGUGCUGGUCGUCUGGGCGAGACGCAUGGACCGGCGCGACGUCCAGAAGUGGGGAGUGACGCCGCUGAGCGAUAACGCCGCCGACGAGCGCUACCUGUACCAGACGGUGUUCACGGGGAUGCGCGGCUCAGCCGGCACCCGGUCGCGGGUCAGUCUGGUGGUCAGCGGAGACAGGGACGACACCGGCGUCCGCCGGCUCACCGACGGAACCUCCCGGGAGCUGAGCCGCGGCUCGGUGGUGCACUUCCUGAUGAGCACGUCCGGCCCGCUGGGUCACCUAGACUACAUCCGCGUGUGGCACGACAACUCGGGUCCGGGCCGCCACGCCGGCUGGUACCUGGACAAGGUGGUCAUCAAGGACCUGCAGACGGACGCCGUUUCGUUUUUCGUCUGUGAGCGCUGGCUGGCGGUGGAUGAGGACGACGGGAUGAUCGAGCGGAUGGUGCCGCGCUCGGGCCGCGAGGAGAUCACCUCCUUCUCUCAGCUUUUCUCCAGCACCACCAAGAAAAACCUCACCGACGGACACCUGUGGGUCUCCAUCUUCGUGCGGCCGCAGCGGUCCAACUACACGCGCGUGCAGCGGCUCUCGGUCGUGAUGGCGCUCAUGUUCCUCACCAUGUGCGUCAACGCCAUGUUCUACAAGACCGAGCCGGCCACAUCCAAGACGCUCAACCUCGGCUUCCCAAUCACCACCUUCCAGAUCUGGGUGUCGCUGAUCGGCUCGGUGAUCGUGCUGCCGCCGUCACUGCUGAUCGACAAAAUAUUCCGGAUGUCGCGUCCUCGCCGCAGCGCCGCCGAGCGCCGUGCCGAGCAGCAGCUGGAGCGCGUGCGGCAGACGUUCGGCGGCGCCAGGAAGGCCAAGAAGAAGCGCUCGCUGCCGCACUGGUGCGUCUACGUGGGCUGGCUGCUGGUGCUCGGCGCCGCCGGCACGUCCGCCUUCAUGGUGUUCUCGUACAGUCUGCAGUGGGGCCGGGACAAGUCGCUCAGCUGGCUGAAGGCGAUGCUGCUCUCCGUGGUGCAGAACGUCUGCUUCAUCCAGCCGGCCAAGGUGUUCUGCGUGGCGCUCGUGUUCAGCAUCCUCUGCAAGAAGCCCGACACGGAGGCCGUGGACGACGAGACCGCCCUGGAGAAGGCGCUGCCGGCCGACGACGAGCAGUUGGUUGGCGGCCGGCCGCGGUCAGGGAGACGAAAGAAGGUGGCGGCUAUCCCCAUCGAUCACGAAGCUUUGGCACGAGCUCGCCAAAAACGCUUGGAAGAAAAGGAGAUGCUUCUCCUCAUGAAACAGAUGUGUACUUACAUUCUGUUUUUGUUGUUUCUUCUUUUUCUAGCGCAGCAAAAUCGAAAUCCAAAUGCAUUUCUUAUCAAUAACAACUUGAAGAAUAUGCUUGUGGAUUCACGAUUUACGUCGAUCUCGCUGCCGCGGCACUUUUACGCCUGGCUGAGGAGCACCUACGUGAGCUCCGUGUUCUGGGAGGAGCACUACAACGGCGAUCGUCUGGCACCGGCCGACCGGCCCUUCAUGGCCGACAUGGUGACACUGCGCCUGGGGCCGGCCAGAAUCCGCCAGGUCCGCAUCCAACCCGACCAGUGUAGCGUCCCAGGCAUCAUGAGGAGCCUCCACGACGAGUGUAACGUGGAGUACUCGUGGACGAAGGAGGACAAACAGCCGUACAACGUGUCCUGGGUGCCCGUCAACGUCACCUCCAAGGAGCAGCUGGACAAGAUGCAGUCUCCCUGGGUCUACAAGUCGAUGAUGGAUCUAGACGGGGCGCCACACUGGGGUCUGCUGAACACGUACAACGGCGGCGGCUACCACGCCGAUCUGCUCGGCUCCGGCGCGCAGACCGAGCGGCUGUUCGCCGAGCUCGAGCGGCACGGCUGGAUCGACAAGUUCACCCGGGCCGUGUUCAUCGAGUUCACCGUGGUGAACACGUACGUGAACCUGUUCAGCCGCGUCUCGCUGGUGGUCGAGUUCAGCAACUCGGGCAACACGUUCAACUCGUACACCAUCACCACCUUCCAGCUGUUCAACUACGUCGGUCCAGACGCCAUUUGGAUCAUGGUAUGUGAAGCCAUCGUCGUCCUAUUUGUCCUGUAUUUUCUCGUCACCGAGAUCAAGAAACUCCAAAAGCAAAAGAUGGCGUAUUUCUCGGAGUUCUGGAACACCUUAGAAUUCAUCAAGCUCAUACUGGCAAUAACAAGCAUUGCCAUGUAUGCGAUGAAAAAUAUAUAUGUUCACGUCGCCCUAGGAAAUCUUUUCGAAAAGCAAGGCGAGUUCAUCAACAUGCAGCGGAUGGCUGCCUGGAACGAGACGUUCGUGUUCCUCAUCGCCUUCGUCUGCUUCGUCUCCAUCCUGGAGGUGAUGCACCUGCUCCGCUUCAACGCCAACAUGUCCAUGCUGGCGCUGACGCUGAAGCGCUCCACCAAGGAGCUCGUCUACUUCUCCGUCACCUUCUGCAUCACGUUCCUGGCGUUCGCCCAGUUCGCCUUCCUUGCAUUUGGCACCAGCAUGAAUUUGUACAACAACUUCAUGUUUACGGUGGAAAAUCUCUGCACCCAUCUGCUCGGCGACAUUGACUUUGAGACGAUGUACGAGACGCACGGCGGCCUCGGCGUCUGCUUCUACCUGGCCUUUGUGCUCAUCAUGACGUUCAUCGUGCUGAAUAUGUUCCUGGCCAUCCUGGGCGACUCCUUCACCGACGUCAAACAGGAGCUCAAGGAGGCCCGGAACCAGUACGAGCUGCUCGACUUCUGCAAGGGCAUCGUCAUGGAUAUGCUGGGGAUGCGCCGUAAGCCGGCUGCGGGUCUCGACCCCACGCUCCCCGCCGUCCCGGAGGACGAUGCCGGGGCCGAUGGACCGCGGGAGGAGCGGCCCGCCGCACCCCGGGAGGCCAGGAGCGCCAAGGUGGCGCCCUCCCCGGUCACCGGCGAGGCAUACGUGCCGAGCACAGCGCCCUCGUUCCUCGCCCUGGGCGUGCCGGCGGCGGCCGCCUACCUCCCAGAGGGCGCCGCUGGCGGCGCAGAGGCCCGUCCGCCGGGCGCUGCGGACCUCACUCCGGUCCACCGGCUCGGCGGGGCGCCGGAUGACAGCCAGCCAGCAGAUCAUGUCCCAGCCAGAGAGGUGUCGGCGACUGUCCGCGGGUCCCCGGCGCCGGCGGAGGACCGGGACGGGCCGGCAGUCCGGGCUCCGGUCGAGGUGCGGGUGCACUCGCCGCCUCCGGAGCACCCCGCUGACGCUCCGGAGGGCGAGGAGGCCCCGCCGGAGGCCGCUGCUGGCGCAGAGACCCGGCCCGAUACCGCAGGAGGCGCCGAGGGAGGCGCAGCCACAGCAGUUGUCGCAGAAGGUGCAGAAGACGUGGACACAGAGGCGGCGGUGGACGGUACCACAGACGGUUCUGCUGAGGCUGCCACUGCCGCCGCAGACGCCGAGGACGGCCACGCGAGGCUGGGUCGUCUCAGUGCGCGCUCCCAGCAGCUGCUCCGCCAGAUCUGGCACAUACCCACACCCACAGCUCAGUCCGAGUAGGACCGAGCCGCCCGUGCCGCCGCCGUCCUGCCCCCUCGCUGUGGCGGUGGCGCCGGCCGGGGCCCCUCCCCGCCCUCUGAGCUGCCCCUUCCUGAUGACCCAGCCGAAACUGGUCACCGACCCGCCCCGACGGACGGCCUGAAGCACCCCGAUCCCUGAUGACCUGGCCGGACUUGGCCCUGCCUCCUGAUUGUCCCGUCAGAGACCGGAUUGUGAGAGAUGUCAUCUGUUAGCUCACCGACACACAGAUUCCAGGCUGACAGUGAUGAUCCGCUCACACUGAGUUCGCCGCUGCGUGGGCGACUGUGCAAACCUGUUCGAACGAACGCUGGACGCACGUUGGUGACUGUCCAUCCAUACCGACCCGUGGUGCUGCGCCGGUUUUGACGGGACAAGUUGCGCCGCUGGCUGCUAUUGACCGGGUCACAGUGACCUAAUUACCGGCACAGUGACCCGUGACAUGUCAGUAGCAGCAGCGGCGCGACACGCGUGCAGAGUUGAUGCUUUAGUGGGUAGGUAAAAAGACAAUAAAAAUCUACAAAACAGGCUCCAGCUGGAGAGCAUUGUGAUAACAAAACGAGUAUUGUUCCUCAGAAACCCCGAGAGGGAUAUAUGUAUAUUGCAGAUAUAUAUUGAGUGCUGGGAACUGGACUAUGUUAGCGCCGAACUCAUUGUUGUAGUUGUUUUGUUUUCUGUCACAUUACAAGUGCCUUACUAGUCAAUUAUCACACAAACCUCGGCCGAAACCAUGUACUUACAUCGGAUUGUUAUAACCUAUGACCAUUGUGAGCAAUACACGAGUGAAACGCAUUGA